AAAAAAAAAAAAAAAAAAAAAAAAAGAUCCCCCUCAAAUUUGGGAUUCUGAAGCUGAGAGCCUGUUUUGUGCUGCAUUUCUUCUCUAGGCCUUGAUUUCUUUUCUUCUCUUUUUUCGCUGGGCCCGGACUGGCGGGAGGCCGUCGUGUCCAUUGCCGAACCUAACGAGCUGCCGCUCCUUCCCACGCCUCCAGCUACCGGAGACAACGCGGCGGCUCUCUGUCCCAAGCCGCAGCUGUUGCAUCAUGAUGUCGAGCCUGUUUUCGUUCGGUCGGCGUCCCUCGUGGCUUCGUCUUGCAUCGCUACCCCCGGCCGAAAGUCACUACCGGCACGAUUCACCAAUCGUCGGCCGAAUCACCGCCGCGUGCACCUCGCCGAACCACCACCGUGGCCAUCCUUUGCCUGGCAGCACCGUACCGCCGGUCAUCCGUCGAGCCGAUUCCGAUGAAGUCCAAAUUUGGCACUAUUAUCCUGUGAAUUUAGUAUAUUCCCGAGUAUCUCCGUCUUCAUUGGAAUAUCGGUCAUCUUUGUGUGCUCUACCGUGGAAGCAUUCCAAAAGCCUCAGCUCACUUCUUGGCCAGGCCACGCCACACCAAGUUACCAACCUUUUUUUCUCCUCUGAGGGGAGAGAGAGAGGUCUGGAAGUAAUACGCUUCCCAGAUAUGGCACACUCAAAGGCCAGAGCAUCACAAGUUCAGUAUGAUGUGUUCUUGAGUUUUAGUGGAGCGGAUACUCGUUUUGACUUCACGGACUUCCUCCAUCAAGGCUUGAAUAAUGCCAGAAUCCGCGUAUUCAGGGAUGAAGAUGCAAUCGAGGUGGGUGAUAAGAUUGAUGAGACAAUUCUACAAGCUAUUGACAACUCCAAAAUCUACAUACCCAUCAUCUCUCAUACUUAUCCUGACUGUGAAUGGUGUCUCAUCGAGCUUGAACACAUGAUGUACAAUGUGUUUAGGUCAAAUGGCAAAAAAAGGAUUUUUCCCAUCUUUUAUAAAGUGGAACCUGCGCAUGUUAAACAUCGGACUCCACGCCCCAAAAACCUUUCCUCCGAAGUCGAACUUGGGGCGUUCAAAGAGGCUCUUGCAAAGGUUGGUCAAAUCAAGGGAUGGAAGGUCGAAGAGGGACAAAGCCAAGCAAAAAUUGUCGAUUUGGUCGUUCAAAAGGUUUUGGAGGAGCUAGGUAGAAAAGAUGAGUCACAGACUGAGCAUCCGAUUGAGCUUGAUGACUUGACAGAGUCACUUGAAGACUCUUAUAAUUGUGCAGUGAUGUGCUUAAAACUUAUGUGAAACAAUGCGGUCCAAGUGCAGCGGUAUGCCGGAAGAGAGAGUCUAAGCAGAGGAAGUAUAGGGAGAGGGACGAGUCUAAGCAGUAAUAGUACAGAGGGGAGAUGGAGUAAUCUAAGCAUAAAUAGGAUUGAGGGCAUGGACAUGGAGGAGGCUAGGGUGAGUACAGGGAGGAGUGGAAUCAAAGGGAGUCUAAGCAUAAAUGGGAUGGAGGAUAUGUACAUGGAGGAGGGCAGUGGGAGUACAGGGGGAGAAGGGGAAGCAGCAGAAGCGGAGGGAGCAGUGGAAGCAGCAGAAGGACUAGCAGCAGCUGAAGAGGGAGGAGUGGGAGCAGUGGAAGCAGCAGGGAAUAGCAGCGGGGAAGAGGAAGCGGGGGAAGCAAUGAGAGGAAGUUUUCAAGAUAUUUGUUUGGGGACGUUCUUGGUGUGCCUUCUUUAUGCAUUGUGUUUUAGCCUUUCUCUUCUUAAAAACAAGGAAACAAGUCGAUAAACGGAUGGGUUAUGGAUGCUUCUUCGUUUUUUGAUCAGCAUGGGAUGGUAAACGGCACUGGUCAAACUUGUAAGGAGAGUUUCCAUAGAUUUGAUAAGUAUCUCAACUUCUGUAAUUCAAUCAUCUCGAGAAUUCUGAUCCUGGUGCUUGUGGUUGGGCAUAUGGUAUGAAAAUAUUUGAUCUCAAAGAGUGGAAGAAGAGAAGCAUCAUAGGAAUAUAUCACCGAUAGCAGGAAAUGAACGAGGAUAGGACAUUGUGGAUAGUGGGCGUCUUACCCCCUGGAUUGGUCACUUUCUACAAUCUGACUAAAUAGUUCGAUCAGAGGUGGCAUCUGUUUAGACUCGGCUAUGAUCCAGCACUCAACCGGACAGAAAUGGACAAUGCAGCAGUCAUUCAUUACAAUGGAAACUGUAAACCAUGGUUGGAUUUGGCAGUCUCCAACUAUUUUGUAAAUCUACGAUCAGUCUUGAGUGUAUGCAUAAUAAACCAAUCAAAGAGAAGGAACUUUGCCAUGCAAUUACAUUUCAAUUUGACGUUCCUGAGAAUUGCCGACACAGUCUCGCAGGUUAGAGAACUGUCCUCCAAUGGAAGAUGGCAUGAAGUGUUAGUCCACUUUAACAAAGCAAAGUGAGCAGGAAUUGAAAUCACUGAGCCUUCCAUGAUUAAUUCUGUUGUCAUAGCGUCGUCAAAGCGUCUUUCAAAGGUAUCCAAUAAACAAGGGAAGUCCAUCCAUGCUUGUGUGCUCAAGCAGGGUCUCGAUAACAUUCUCUUCCAUCAGCAAUUCUGUCAUGGAUUCGUACAUGAAGUGCAGGGACUUGGAAUCCGCGUUGGGCGCCUUCCAGUCAAUGCAAAGCAGGGACUCCGUGUUGCAGAAUGUGCUCACUCGUAGGUUUCUUCAUCAGGGAAAUUUGGAAUGAAGGUUGUCAUGAUUUCGGCGAGCCCAAGUUGAUGGAUUCGAACCCAAUGUCUCCACUUUGGUACUGGUUUUCCAGGUGCAUAUGUGGAUGUUGAUAUGGAGCGAGCAGAUGGACUUUCAUACGCUCUUGAAGUUCAUCAAUGAGUGGAGUGGGCACAUUGAUCUCGAUUCAAUCUUAGGAAUGCAGAGACAUUAUGCAAAUGUCCAGGGAUAGUUUGUUCAAAACAGAGAUGAGCAUGAAAAGGCACAAGGUUUCAGGAUGUACCCAGACAAGAUAUGAUGAAUUAUGAUCACCUGACUUAAUGUGAAAAACAUCAGAUCAGCAUUUAAAUUAGUGGGAAAUCUCUCCUUCCCCCGCCAAUGAGGGGGAUAAUUGAGGCCAGUCCUGAUGAAUGAAGACAUGAAGCAAAAUGAAAUUGAUUCAACACAAGAAGGGUGUAUCAUUCCUAAAUUAGUCCAAUUCAAGUUUGAAAUGCAAGUAACAUGUCCCAUCUCUUGUAGGACAAGGUGCACAUCAACUGCGGGAGCGACGCCUUCUACCAAGUUGGCAUGCUAAGGCCAUCCAUUUUGUUGUAAAGGAUGUAUAUCGUUCCUAAAAUGAUUUCUAGUCAAGUGUGGAAAUAACAUGCCCAGUCUUCUAAAUGUCUCUUUGAGAUGAGCAUUUGAAAAGAGCAAGAAUUGAACUUUGUGGAUUAUCGUAUGCAGUAAAGAAAUGUUUUUCAUAAAUAAAAUCAAGGACAUAGAGACAUUUUUCAAGCAAUCCUGUCACUUUAGGUGAUUUAUGUCAUGCAUAUCAUGCAUAUAUCCUUCAUAAUAUUUUCCUAACAUGUGUUGCCUUCAUUCUUGAUAGGAAAUGUCAUACCCGAAGAACAAAAACACGUGAAGGAGUCUUGACCGUAUAAAUAUGUCGGCUUUUGGAAGGUAUAAAUGCUCAAAUACUAGACAUGCAAGCUAGGUUGCUGUUAGACACGCUGGGGAAGAGUAUUGAGUCUGCUUUGCAUUAGUAGCUGAGCCAUGGCAGGCAUCCAGUGAAAUGUUUCCUGGAAUUGAUCCUUUUAGGAGAUAUGCGAAGAUCAAUUUGGGAUCAUAAUUGAUCUAUAGUAUUGUUUCAAAAAUCAAUAUAGAAUUAGAUUUUGUUUUAUUUGAUUUCAUGUAUUGGGUCUUAUUUCUUCUUUAGUUAUAUAUCGAUUGUAUUAUAUUAAUAGGAGCGUAUUCUUGUAAAGGACAAUUCAUUCAAUACAGAAUACGGAUUUCUCCCAA
Eucalyptus grandis is the source of this 3944-nucleotide messenger RNA. RefSeq names its product TMV resistance protein N-like. NCBI's taxonomy places the organism in Eukaryota, Viridiplantae, Streptophyta, Magnoliopsida, Myrtales, Myrtaceae. Bases 245 to 1282 code for a protein of 345 amino acids. The transcript has 6 exons. Gene Ontology annotation, biological process: signal transduction. The record is from RefSeq and is a predicted model, not a curated record.